CUUCUCUAUCUCUCGUCUUCUCUUUGCUUCUCACAUGCUUUCCAUUUAGGGUUUGAAUCUCUUUACGAAUUCUGCGAUUCUUCUAAAAAAACACAAAAAGAGUUGAUUUAUUGACUUUGCCGAACGAUUCAACUACUCGUGUUAUUCAGCCAAAGCCAAAGCAAGGUAGGGCAGUAGGCAGUGCAUCGCUAGUUCGCUACGUUGGUAUUGGAUCUCCUGAUUCAUUUGUCCGAGUCUUACAAAUAAAGCUCCAAAUAUCAGGUUGUUUCCCUCUUUUUAAACUCUGUUUCAGGUUAUUUUGAUUUCUUGUAUUUUGAUAUUAUGGCUCCUGGAAUGAGAAAGUAUGAAUCUGGUCAUGAUAAGCUCUUGAAAAGAAGAAAAGUUGAAGCAUUAAUAAAAUCUCAAGCAGGAGCUCUUGAUAAAUUUAUCAAACGAGACACUCAAGUUUCUGUUGAAAAUCAAAGUUUUAAUGUGGAUGGCUGUGAUGAUGUGAUAAUUGUGAAUGAUAAUGUAAAUGCAGGAUCUGGAAAUUAUAAUGAUGUGCUAGUUGUGAGUGACAAUAAUAAACAUCUAGAGAAUGAAAAUGUGAACUCCCUAGAAAAUGAAAUUCCAGAUGUAGGUGAUGAUAUUAACGAAAAUGAAGGACCAGUUAAUUCUCCAGAAUUAUCUCAUAUGGUAGAUAUAUUUGAUCCAAGAAACUGGGAUGGUCUUAGCUCUAAAAUGGUUGAUUUAUUAGUUAUAGAGGGUCCAAAAAGAGAUUGUUCUAUUGUCAAGGGCCCUAAAGAUAAAUUUUCUAGACGAUUUACUGCAAAUUUGUAUACUAGAGUUUUAUCAAACGGGGAGAAGUGUGAUAGAGAUUGGCUUGUUUAUUCGAAAGAACUUGAUAAAGUGUUUUGUUUUUGUUGUAAAAUUUUUAAAAAAGGAAUUGGUAGAGGCCAGUUAGCGAAUGAAGGAUUUGCAGACUGGGCACAUAUUGGUGAAAGGCUUAGAGAACAUGAAAUUAGCAUGGAACAUGUAAAAAAUAUGGCUACUUGGUAUGAUGUGCGCUUAAGAUUUGCAAAGAAUCAAACUAUUGAUAAAAUGGCUCAAGCACAAAUUGAGAAAGAGACAGAUCAUUGGAAAAAAAUGUUACUAAGAAUUAUUGCAGUUGUGAAAUUUCUUGGCAAACAUAAUUUAGCUUUUCGUGGUACUAAUGAAAAGUUAUAUGACAAUAACAAUGGCAAUUUUUUAGGUUUAAUUGAACUUUUGGCAGAAUUUGACCCAAUUGUGCAAGAACAUGUUAGGCGUAUUACAAAUAAUGAUAUUCAUAGUCAUUACCUUGGGCACACUAUUCAAAAUGAACUGAUAUUUUUGCUUGGUUCUGCAAUAAAAACAGAAAUCAUUAAAAAAAUAAAACAAGCAAAAUACUUUUCUGUUAUUCUUG
Cuscuta epithymum is the source of this 1423-nucleotide messenger RNA. NCBI's taxonomy places the organism in Eukaryota, Viridiplantae, Streptophyta, Magnoliopsida, Solanales, Convolvulaceae. The record is from the annotation of a GenBank genome assembly.